ACCAAUCAGAGCGCAGGAGGCGGGUUUUAAUGACACGAGGUUAGAGUGAGUCGGUACUGCUAGGUGUGUGUGAAGAUACAGCAGAAAUACGAUCAAUAUUUUCGUCUGGAAAAUAUCUAAACAAUGAAAUGAGAUGACAGAGGAGAAGAAGGCUGAGCUGUCAUAGCGAUGGAGGGGCCCACAGAGGACAGCCUGUGUGGCAAAUGGAGAAACGGCUGCAGAUUGGACAGAGACAGGCUGAAGGACAUUUUCUCAUGCCGGCUGCUGAAGACCAUCGCCAUGGGACAGGUCCUGUCCCUACUGAUCUGUGGGACGGCGGGCAGCUGCCAGUACCUGGCCGAUGCCGGGGUGGAGACGCCCAUGCUGCAGAGCUUCCUGAACUACGCCCUGCUGCUGCUCACCUACACCCCGACCCUCUGCAUCCACAGAGGUGACGCCAACAUACUGAAGAUCCUGAGAACCAAGUGGUGGAAGUAUCUGGUGAUGGGUCUGGCCGAUGUGGAGGCAAACUACAUGGUGGUGAAGGCGUACCAGUUCACCACCCUGACCAGCAUUCAGCUGCUGGACUGCUUCGUGAUCCCGGUGCUGAUGGUUCUCUCGUGGAUCUUCCUGAAGACGCGUUACAGGCCGCUGCACUUCGUAGCCGUGAUGGUGUGCCUGCUAGGGGUGGGGGCCAUGGUGGGGGCUGACAUCGUAGCCGGGAGGGACCAGGGAUCCACCAAUGAUGUGGUUCUGGGUGACGGCUUGGUUCUGCUCAGCUCCGUCCUCUAUGCUGUGUCCAACCUGUGCCAGGAGCACACGGUGAAGAACCUGAGCCGGGUCGAGUUCCUGGGAAUGAUGGGACUGUUUGGGACUCUGAUCAGCGGCGCGCAGCUGGCUGCACUAGAAAUCAAUGCUGUUAAAGCAAUAAAAUGGGAUCUUUACAUCUUCAUACUGUUUGCGGUCUACGCCCUGUGCAUGUACGCUCUGUACAGCUUCAUGCCGGUGGUGGUGAGGCUGACCAGCGCCACGGCCGUCAACCUGUCGCUGCUCACCGCCGACCUGUUCAGCCUCUUCUGCGGCCUUUUCCUCUUCAGCUACAAGUUUUCUGUGCUGUACAUCGUCUCGUUCAUCAUCAUCACCGUGGGUUUCAUCAUGUUCAACGCCGUGCCGACGCUCUCCGCCGUUCCGGACGGCGCCGACCCGCAGGUAGCCGACGCCGUCUCUGAUCCGGCCGCCGACCGGCUGCUGGCUGCAGGCGGAGACACUCAGAGAACCAGAUCGGUCGUGAUGUUCACAACUCUCUGAUGGAACCAGGUUCUGUAACCGAGGCCAGUUACUGUUACGAGUUACACCGGAUCGUUUUCUGCUCCAAAUCCAGGCAGACCGUUUACAGUCCGGGUCACAGACCUUUUAGCUUUUCCUGUUUCUGAACCUCUGAAUUAUGUGACUGUUCCUGUUAGAGAAUAUUAAAUAUUCCUGAUAAGUUUAGCAGGUUGGACCAUCGGUCUCUGCACUCCUCACUGCACCAGCAUGUGGCCCAGUCUUCCCUUCCUGCCUCCAGUAAACAAACCAUUUCAGAACCAGUGAGCUGAAGCUGUUACACAUUCAUCAAUCUUUAUUUUUGUAGUUCCACAUUUGACUGAGUCUCAGAGAUAAAUUGUUUUUAAAAUUCUCCAGUCUGCUGGUUCUGAUCUCCAUGCAUAAAACAAAAAUCAGAUUCUGAGCAUUAACCAAACAAAAUAAAAUAAUUAUUCUUUAACUAUUCCUCUUGACCUAAAGGGUGCAGAAAGGUAAACGUUUGUAUUUCUCUGGACUAUUUCUACAUCAUCACUUUUCUUACAGUAGACUGGGUAAAUUAUUUUAAAAUAACUUUAAAUUUUUUGCCUUAAAUUUGGUGAAAACUGAUUUCAGGUUGUUACUAAACAUUCCGAAGGACUCGGAUACUUUUACCUCCAAAAAGUGAAAUGUGACCAAAAAUUAAGCAAAACUGUAAACAUAUGAAACGGUGAAACCAUCUGAAUGGUUUCAUCCGUUCAUACCGAUAAACUGAUACAACUGGACUGAUUUCAGUGUCUGAUGAACGGUAACAUUAAUAAUACUAAUAAUAUUAUAUUCAACUUUAUUUUAUUUUAGAGAUGCAGCGAUAUCCAGAUUUGUGCCAAUAUCAAUAUCUGAUAUUAAAACUACUGUUAUGUUGCCAAUAACUGAUGUCUGAUAUAUUUAUUGUCUUUUUUGACCUCAUGAAUAAAGGCCAUCCUGC
This is a messenger RNA of Poecilia latipinna (sailfin molly), 2242 nucleotides long. RefSeq names its product solute carrier family 35 member F2 (gene slc35f2). Gene Ontology annotation, cellular component: membrane. Gene Ontology annotation, biological process: transmembrane transport. The coding region runs from base 169 to 1287 and encodes 372 amino acids. The record is from RefSeq and is a predicted model, not a curated record. NCBI's taxonomy places the organism in Eukaryota, Metazoa, Chordata, Actinopteri, Cyprinodontiformes, Poeciliidae. Gene Ontology annotation, molecular function: transmembrane transporter activity. The transcript has 9 exons.